GGGCGGCGGCCCUGGGUUCUGGGACAGGUGACCCGGCGGCGGGGCGAGGCAGCUAGCGGCGUCGCAUGGAGGGCUCUGGGGGCGGUGCGGGCGAGCGGGCGCCGCUGCUGGGCGCGCGGCGGGCGGCGGCGGCGGCGGCGGCGGCGGCGGCUGGGGCGUUCGCGCGCCGGCGCGCGGCGUGCGGGGCCGUGCUGCUGACGGAGCUGCUGGAGCGCGCCGCUUUCUACGGCAUCACGUCCAACCUGGUGCUAUUCCUGAACGGGGCGCCGUUCUGCUGGGAGGGCGCGCAGGCCAGCGAGGCGCUGCUGCUCUUCGUGGGCCUCACCUACCUGGGCUCGCCGUUCGGAGGCUGGCUGGCCGACGCGCGGCUGGGCCGGGCGCGCGCCAUCCUGCUGAGCCUGGCGCUUUACCUGCUGGGCAUGCUGGCCUUCCCGCUGCUGGCGGCGCCUGCCACGCGAGCCGCGCUCUGCGGUUGCGCGCGCCUGCUCAACUGCACAGCGCCUUAUCCCGACGCCGGCGCCCGCUGCUGCGCACCGGCCACGUUCGCGGGGCUAGUGCUGGUGGGCCUGGGCGUGGCCACCGUCAAGGCCAACAUCACGCCCUUCGGCGCCGACCAGGUUAAAGAUCGAGGUCCGGAAGCCACUAGGAGAUUUUUUAAUUGGUUUUAUUGGAGCAUUAACCUGGGAGCGAUCCUGUCGUUAGGUGGCAUUGCCUAUAUUCAGCAGAACAUCAGCUUUGUCACUGGUUAUGCGAUCCCCACUGUCUGCGUCGGCCUUGCUUUUGUGGUCUUCCUCUGUGGCCAGAGCGUUUUCAUCACCAAGCCUCCUGAUGGCAGUGCCUUCACCGACGUGUUCAAGAUACUGACGUAUUCCUGCUGUUCCCAGAAGCGAAGUGGAGAGCGCCAGAGUAAUGGUGAAGGCAUUGGAGUCUUUCAGCAAUCUUCUAAACAAAGUCUGUUUGAUUCAUGUAAGAUGUCUCAUGGUGGGCCAUUUACAGAAGAGAAAGUGGAAGAUGUGAAAGCUCUGGUCAAGAUUGUCCCUGUUUUCUUGGCUUUGAUACCUUACUGGACAGUGUAUUUCCAAAUGCAGACAACGUAUGUUUUACAGAGUCUUCAUUUGAGGAUUCCAGAAAUUUCAAACAUUACAACCACCCCUCACACGCUCCCUGCAGCCUGGCUGACCAUGUUUGAUGCUGUGCUCAUCCUCCUGCUCAUCCCUCUGAAGGACAAACUGGUCGAUCCCAUUUUGAGAAGACACGGCCUGCUCCCAUCCUCCCUGAAGAGGAUCGCCGUGGGCAUGUUCUUUGUCAUGUGCUCGGCCUUUGCUGCAGGAAUUUUGGAGAGUAAAAGGCUGAACCUUGUUAAAGAGAAAACCAUUAAUCAGACCAUCGGCAACGUCGUCUACCAUGCUGCCGAUCUGUCACUGUGGUGGCAGGUGCCGCAGUACGUGCUGAUCGGGAUCAGCGAGAUCUUUGCAAGUAUCGCAGGCCUGGAAUUUGCAUACUCAGCUGCCCCCAAGUCCAUGCAGAGUGCCAUAAUGGGCUUGUUCUUUUUCUUCUCUGGCGUUGGGUCAUUUGUGGGUUCUGGACUGCUGGCGCUGGUGUCUAUCAAAGCCAUUGGAUGGAUGAGCAGCCACACAGACUUUGGUAAUAUUAACGGCUGCUAUUUGAACUAUUACUUUUUUCUUCUGGCUGCUAUUCAAGGAGUUACCCUCCUGCUUUUCCUCAUUAUUUCUGUGAAAUAUGACCAUCAUCGAGACCAUCAGCGAUCAAGAGCCAAUGGCGUGCCCACCAGCGGGAGGGCCUGACCUUCCUGAGGCCAUGUGCGGUUUCUGAGGCUGACAUGUCAGUAACUGACUGGGGUGCACUGAGGACAGGCAAAACUUUAAAUUCCCGUAAAAUGUCUGACUUCACUGAAACUUGCAUGUUGCCUGGAUUGAUUUCUUUCCUUCUACCCAAAGGAGCUUGGUAAGUGCCUUACUACGGCGUGUCUCCUGGCACGCUGGGCCCUCCGGGAGGAGAGCUGCAGUUUUCGAGUAUGUCGCUUGUCAUUCAAGGUCUCUGUGAAUCCUCUAGCUGGGUUCCCUUUUUUACAGAAACCCACAAAUGGAGAUUGCAAAGUCUUGGGGAACUACACGUGUUAGUUGGCAUCUCAGUUUCUUAAACAAAUAGUAUCACCUGCUUCCCGUAGCCAUAUCUCACUGUAAAAACAAAAAUUAAUAAACUGUUACUUAUAUUUAGGAAAGUGAGGAUUUUUUUUUUUUUUUUUUAAAGAUAAGAGCAUGGUCAGAUGCUGCAAGGAUUUUACAUAAAUGCCAUAUUUAUGGUUUCCUUCCUGAGAACAAUCUUGCUCUUGCCAUGUUCUUUGAUUUAGGCUGGUAGUAAACACAUUUCAUCUGCUGCUUCAAAAAGUACUUACUUUUUAAACCAUCAACAUUACUUUUCUUUCUUAAGGCAAGGCAUGCAGAAGAGUCAUUCAAGACCAUGUGUCCCAUCUCAAGCCACAGAGCAACUUACAGGGUAUUUCACACGUUACCUAGUCAGUGCUUAUAUAUAGCUUUAUUUUGGUACGAUUGAGACUAAAGACCGACCAUGGUUGUAUGUAAGGAAAACAUUCUUUUGAACAGAAAUAGUGUAAUUAAAAAUAAUUGAAAGUGUUAAAUGUGAACUUGAGCUGUUUAACCAGUCACAUUUUUGUAUUGUUACUGUACAUGUAUCUGGGGCUUCUCCGUUUGUUAAUACUUUUUCUGUAUUUGUUGCUGUAUUUUUGGCAUAACUUUAUUAUAAAAAGCAUCUCAAAUUCGAAAUCCA
Pongo pygmaeus (Bornean orangutan) is the source of this 2808-nucleotide messenger RNA. It is a transcript of the gene SLC15A4, whose product is annotated as solute carrier family 15 member 4. Bases 66 to 1805 code for a protein of 579 amino acids. The transcript has 8 exons. Lineage: Eukaryota; Metazoa; Chordata; Mammalia; Primates; Hominidae. Gene Ontology annotation, cellular component: membrane. Gene Ontology annotation, biological process: oligopeptide transport; transmembrane transport. Gene Ontology annotation, molecular function: transmembrane transporter activity. The record is from RefSeq and is a predicted model, not a curated record.